Helobdella robusta is the source of this 663-nucleotide messenger RNA. RefSeq lists its product as hypothetical. The transcript has a single exon. The record is from RefSeq and is a predicted model, not a curated record. Lineage: Eukaryota; Metazoa; Annelida; Clitellata; Rhynchobdellida; Glossiphoniidae. The annotation marks the transcript as partial.
CUAGCAUACCACAUCCUCCACUUCCGGCACUUGGCAUACCACUCUCUCCACUUCCGACACCUGACAUACCACUUCCUCCACUUCCGACAUCUACCAUACCACUUCCUCCACUUCCGGCGUCUAGCAUACCACUUCCUCCACUUCCGGCGUCUAGCAUGCCACUUCCGACAUCUACCAUACCACUUCCUCCACUUCCGGCAUCUACAAUACCAUUUUCUCCACUUCCAGCAUCUAGCAUGCCACUUUCUCCACUUCCAACAUCUACCAUACCACUUCCUCCACUUCCGGCGUCUAGCAUACCAUUUCCUCCACUUCUGGCGUUUAGCAUGCCACUUCCUUCCCUUCCAACAUAUACCAUACCACUUCCUACACCUCCGGCAUCUACAAUACCAUUUUCUCCACUUCCAGCAUCUAGCAUACCAUUUUCUCCACUUCCGACAUCUACCAUACCACUUCCUCCACUUCCGGCAUCUACAAUACCAUUUUCUCCACUUCCAGCAUCUAGCAUGCCACUUUCUCCACUUCCAACAUCUACCAUACCACUUCCUCCACUUCCGGCGUCUAGCAUACCAUUUCCUCCACUUCCGGCGUUUAGCAUGCCACUUCCUUCCCUUCCAACAUAUACCAUACCACUUCCUACACCUCCGGCAUCUACAAUACCAU